ACAAAUGGGGUAUUUUUUGUGGUGUAAGUGUAGCAUGGUCCAAGUAUUUUACUUAUGAGUAGUGCUCCUACAUACCUACUCCUUUCCUUUUGAUGGUUGGAGAGAGAGUCCUCACCACCAAAUGGCCUCGAGACUCUCAACUAUAGCUUCCUCCACACUGAUACUUCGCCCGUUGCCCUUAGUCGGAGCGUUCUGUGUGCUGACUUUCGGUCUCUCCAAUCUUUCCGUCCCUUUCUCCAAAACAGGCUGCGUUCAGUCUCUCCCCUUUACCCCACUAUUCAGAUCAGAACUAGGCGGGCGAUCACAGAGUACUACUAGUGUUCAUAGCUUAAGAAUGGAAGCUAGCGAUAACACUGUGCCUAGUAUCGUGGUCUAUGUUACUGUUCCUAGCAAAGAUGCUGGUAAGAAAUUGGCCGAGAGCAUAGUCAAGGAGAAACUUGCUGCAUGUGUUAAUAGAGUACCAGGCGUUGAAUCAGUUUAUGAGUGGAAUGGACAGAUACAGAGUGAUUCCGAAGAGCUGCUCAUCAUCAAAACUAGGAAAUCCCUCUUGGAAGAUCUCACCGCGCACGUCAAGGCCAACCAUGAAUACGAAGUUCCUGAAGUGAUUGCAUUGCCUAUAGUUGGUGGCAGCACCCAUUAUCUGGAAUGGAUCAAGAACACUACUCGAGAGAAGUGAGUGAUUUGGCUUAAUCAAUAAGAUGUCGUUGUACACAUUUACGACGGCCUUGUUUGGAUCCUGACUAUUGGCUGGUUUGACUCGCUGACUGCGUUAGCUGUUUUGACCGGCUGUUUGUGUUAGCUGUUAAAAAUUAAAUGUUUGGCAACUUUAGUUGUUUAUAGUUAGCUGUUUGUAAGUAAAAUUACAUAUAAAGA
Messenger RNA from Cuscuta campestris, 873 nucleotides. The record is from the annotation of a GenBank genome assembly. Lineage: Eukaryota; Viridiplantae; Streptophyta; Magnoliopsida; Solanales; Convolvulaceae.